This is a messenger RNA of Durusdinium trenchii, 2520 nucleotides long. Lineage: Eukaryota; Dinophyceae; Suessiales; Symbiodiniaceae. The record is from the annotation of a GenBank genome assembly.
AUGGCGUCUUUGGCGCUACCCGAGAGCAAUCUUGAAUUCGAGGCAAAGAAAUUGAAGAGAUAUGAGGCUGACAAGCUCAGAGCAGAGAUUGAAGAGCUUCGCCUUCGCUCCCAAGAGCUUCGAGUUCAGCUACGGGCACUCGGUGCUGAUCCUUCAGUGGUUCCUCAGAAAAUUAAGGCUGGAGGCGGGUCACUCGAUUUGCGCCACGAGUUGCGGUCCCUCUUUGAAUGGCUGGUGAAAACCGUGAACUUGGAGCAUCAAGUGGUUUUCGAAUGUGGCAAUGGCGAGGGUGAGGUUCAGGUUGGAGGCCGCCGUGUCUUGCUUCAUCGAAUGGCCUCGUGGCAACUUUCAGAUGGCUUGAAGCUAUCUGUCCCAUACGAGCUUCAGGCGGAGAUCUCUGGACUCCUUCUUCAAGCCCGCGAGAGGGGGGACAGAGGGAUAGACGAAGAAGUGGAGAAGCUCUACAGCACAUGGGAUCUCUUGGGUGCAGAGGUGGUGUCACCGACUUGCUCUCCAGAACCUGCAAUCUUCCUAGUGCAGAGGCAGACAGCACAAGCUGUAGUUGUGGCCAAGUGGCCGGCGGUGGAGUUUCAGCCUGUCCCAAGCUUCAAUCCAGAGAGCCAUUUCCGACGGCUGAAUGGACUACCUAUUUCAGGUGACAGGGUUGAGGUGGAGUAUGAAGGGCACUGGUUCACAGGAACCCUACAGUCUGUAGAGGGCGAGAUUGCGAACGUGAAGUGUGAUGUGGAUUCGCCUGGUGUGAUCACAGUAGCGCCACUGACCAGUGUACGGCACGCCUGGACGCGUCCAGAGGUCAAUGAAGCUUCUUCAAAGGAAGAAAACCCACCUCAGUGGCCAUCGUCAGUGCAUGUCUUUGAUGAUAAUCCUGACACAAUCCAACAAGUGAACGCAACCAUCAUGGACACCUUUGCCGUGCUGGGGCCGCUGGAGACCGGGAAAUUUAGCUCGGAACGUGUCGCCUUCCUUUUCAAGCCUGGACGUUAUGAGCUGGAUGUGCCGGUGGGCUACUACACCCAAGUCAUUGGCCUGGGAGCGCGGCCAAAAGAUGUAUCCUUCACUGGUACGCGGGGACUGUAUGGGCCCAGCGAGGAUGACAACAACAAUUUCAACACUUUCUGGAAGGCGGCCGAGAAUUUUGCCAACAAGCCCAGCUCCGGAAGCACCUCUUGGUCCGUCUCACAAGCCGCUCCCCUACGACGAGCUUACGUCAAAGGAGACCUGCUUUUUGGCACCUACAAUGGCUCGACACCAUCCGAAGGGAGCGGCGGCUUUGUUGCAAACGUGAAGGUCGACGGCCGAUUAGAUCUAGUGCGACAACAGCAGUGGAUGAUACGGAACUGCAAGGUGGACAGCACCUUCUACUUCAAUGAUCCAUCCAGAGCUGCAAACUUUGUUUUUAUGGGCACAAGCGGAUGGACUCCAACUCCAACGACAACCUGCACAAAUACGUCGGUCAACCCCACCAGCCCCAGCCCACAAGAGCUUGGUAGAUCACAUGCACCGGUCAUCGUGGACAAACCUUACAUAACCAUUGAUGCCAAUGGCAGGUACAGUCUUCGAAUACCGCAGCUGCAAAGAUCUGCGCGUGGUGUAACUUGGAAUGCGGAAGAGGCGAUCGUUGACUUUGAGGAGGUCUUUGUCGCAACAAACGCCACAGAUCUUGCCAUGAUCAAUGCCAAGCUUGCAUUAGGCCGACAUGUCAUUCUGGCACCAGGCAUUUAUCACUUACCUGCCCCCAUCAGGGUUGGAUUUAAUUCGUCAGCCCGUCAGCAAGUUUUGCUGGGCUUGGGCAUGGCAACCCUUGUUCCAACCAAUGGCAACUCAGUGGUGGAAAUUGGUGCAGCAACAGGGGUCAGGGUAGCAGGACUCUUGCUUCAAGCCGGUCCGAUCCAUUCAAAGCGGUUGCUGUGGUGGAAGCCUUCCAGUGGCAACCCGAACAAUCCUGGACUUAUUGCAGAUGUUUUUGCACGAGUUGGUGGACCUGACACGGAGCUUGUCUCGGCAAAGACCAUGUUUGAAGUGAGUGGCAACCACGUGAUCCUGGACAAUGUUUGGGCUUGGCGUGCAGACUGCUGCCAGGAUGGUUGUGGCGCCUGCGCAAUCAGGUACUGUGACCAUGGAGUUGUGGUCAAUGGCGAUGAUGUGGUGUCUUAUGGCCUUUUCUCUGAGCAUUGUGAGAAGGAUUUGGUUGUUUGGAACGGAGAAAGAGGAGCCACUUUCUUCUAUCAGAGCGAAAUGGACUCUUUUGCACGGCAGGAUUGGGACAAGACACCGAACUAUGGGGCAAAUGGUGUGAGUGGCUACAGGGUCAAUGCAUUGAACCACACAGGCAUCGGCAUUGGGGUUUAUGCUUACUUUGUGGAAGAAGGAAAUAUUGUGAAAGCAGGCGUCUCGGUUUCAGAUGUCAUUCUUUGCAUAGUGUUUGGCUGCCUGCUCCAAACAGUCCCCACAUCGUGGAAUUUCUUUUUAUAUCAAAAACUUGAUGGACACAAAUCUUAA